Molecule: messenger RNA, 1565 nt
Organism: Suillus clintonianus
Lineage: Eukaryota; Fungi; Basidiomycota; Agaricomycetes; Boletales; Suillaceae
Exons: 4
Coding region: 122-1342 (406 amino acids)
Molecular function (GO): protein binding
Source: RefSeq, a predicted model, not a curated record
GGCCAUAUCACGAUAUCAGGUUUUCAGUGGUGUCAUAUGUUAUUCUGGUCUCUCUUUUCUUCUCAGUCUGUUACAUGCGACUGAGGGACUGAUUGUGUCUAGAUUUUAUCCACCUAGCACGAUGCUGGUGCCCAUUGCAGAACAACUUGCAAACCUGAGCUUGGUAGAUACGGAGUGCACACAAAGAACAACCCUCAACGAUAGGGGUUUGGGCGGACAAGCGGGACAAGGAUGCCAGCACCCUGCAAAGGGUAUUCGAGCACCUCUUGCUCGUUCGUGCUCGAGGGAAUGGGUGGGUCAUCAGAAUGACCAUGCUCCACUCUUCCGUCUUCCAGACGAGAUCCUUGCGGAAAUCUUAAUGCACGGCGUUCAGAUGGAGAUACUAGAUGGCAGCGGCGGCGAUUUCGAGAAGACAGUGUCGCACGUGUCCAUGCGAUGGCGAACUGUAGCCAUCUCUAAUCCAUGUCUCUGGACCCACAUUUCUGUGUGUCCGGAGGGUACUCAGGCAUCCCUUCAAACGCGUAUUCUUCGUUCUGCGAACGCACCGGUUGAUGUUGACAUCUAUCCUUGGCCGACACAGCUCACCAGAACUGCACCACACUCGUUACUUGUCCAACUGAACAUCAUUCUCCGUUGCGCAAGUCGGUGGCGCUCACUCACUGUUCGGUCUGGGCCGAUGGAAUCGAUGUUCUCUUUCAUCAUGCUCUACUUCACGCGUUACGGGACAUCUCUGCCAUCUCUCGAAUACGCGAGGCUAUAUGGAUCGAAGAUGCAAGUUAGGCCUUGGUCACGGGCACUCUUUUUCGACGAGCGUUGCACUCCAAGGCUGUCUACCCUCGAGGUUGCCAACAUGAAGAUAUGUGCUAGCAGUCUUGAUUCCCAGAACUCGACAAUCACCGCCCUAAUCCUCACGAGAAACAUUCCAUCAGAGAUUGAGACGACGCCUUUGAGUGAUUUUAUUCGUAUCCCUUCCUCGUUCCCUUCUCUCACCUCCUUGGUGAUCUACGGUCUCGUGGUCGACAUUUCUUCGUAUCAGUCGUCUACCGACGAUCACCAGUACCCCGAACUCCGCACCCUAGGACUCCAUCACAUCAAUAGCAUGGAUUUCUCCCCGCUGAUCACCACACUUGCAUUGAUGUUUCCUGGCGUUACACACCUUAAUUUGACAGGGCCCUGGGCUGCCCUCUCAUUACUCGAGGCUGUACAAAAAGUAUCUGCAGAUAAAAUAUGGCCGGACCUUCAGAAACUUGUGCUGAACAGCUUUAUUGGCCAUGAAUGGUCACAAAUCCAUCGUUACCUUGAAGAAUAUAAUGGUGGCGACGGCGAAGAUAUGACGCAAUAAAGAUGCGCCGCGUUUUCAACAUUUGGGCCAUAUUGACAUGCGCCGGACCGCAGGGGACAGACUUUGCACAGUGGGGAACUGAAUUUACCAUGAUAAAACUGUCACAUAUUGGAUUUGUACAUACAUACAUAGCACUAGCGUUCACAUCUUCAAGUUAGACACACGUUUUCUCCGCUUUUACACUGGUACUGACUGGCACGGUCGUUGGCGCGCACAAGUUAAC